Vicia faba (fava bean) is the source of this 741-nucleotide messenger RNA. The record is from the annotation of a GenBank genome assembly. NCBI's taxonomy places the organism in Eukaryota, Viridiplantae, Streptophyta, Magnoliopsida, Fabales, Fabaceae.
AUGGAAGCAACACAUCCUCUUUCAAUUGAAAGUUUUUCAUAUAGUUGCUUAGUGAACCUUAAACCAUCACUCGAUCAAAGCCUUGAUAGUUCUUCUUCUUUUAGAAUUUCUGUUGAUGCUUCUGAUGAAUUAGGUUCAUCUUUCAUUGAAAUGGAUCCAAGAAUGCCAUCUUCUAGAAGAUUCUUUAUAAACUCACAAGAUCUCAAAUUUGAUUUUCCAAUUUCCCAACAACCUUCUCUCACUACUCUUGUUGAUGCUGAUCAACUCUUUUCCAAUGGUUACUUAAUGCCACUUUUUCAUGAAUCAUUGAAAAAUAUUGAACUAUAUGAUAAUGAUUCAUCAAACUCAAAUUCAAAUUCAAAUUCAGAUUCAACCAUAGCUUCUUUUAUACCAACACAUGUACCCAAAAAAGUGGUUCCUAUAGAAAAUUCAAGAAGUCCUUCAUUGAAAAGGUGUAGAACACUAUCAAAGAGAUCUCUGAAUUUUUUGAUUCAAAAGUACUUGAAUUUUUUGAAGCCUUUAUGUAGAAAAUUGAGGGGUCAAACACCAGGAUCAUCAAAGCAUGAAAAUGGUGUUAAAAGAACUCAAUCAGUGAAGAAUAAUAGAGGAAAUUACUGUGAAUCAUCUCCAAGAAUUAGUGUUGCUUAUUCCGCAGACAAUUGGCGCAUGUCUUGUGAUUCUGAUAGUUCAAUCCAUGAAGCUGUUCUUCAUUGCAAAAGAUCUAUUGAAAGAAUGAGAUAA